Molecule: messenger RNA, 1929 nt
Organism: Corticium candelabrum
Lineage: Eukaryota; Metazoa; Porifera; Homoscleromorpha; Homosclerophorida; Plakinidae
Product: myocyte-specific enhancer factor 2A-like
Exons: 8
Coding region: 112-1671 (519 amino acids)
Biological process (GO): positive regulation of transcription by RNA polymerase II; cell differentiation
Molecular function (GO): RNA polymerase II cis-regulatory region sequence-specific DNA binding; protein dimerization activity; DNA-binding transcription factor activity, RNA polymerase II-specific
Source: RefSeq, a predicted model, not a curated record
CACGGCUCACGCAUCCCGUCGCCAUAAAAAUAGCCCGUUGCACUCCGAAAACAGCAACAGUGACUGCUUUUCACGGCGACUGGAAAGUGAGACACAUCGUCGUGUACAAGAAUGGGACGAAAGAAGAUCAAUAUUGCGAAGAUAACCGACGAGCGCAAUCGUCAGGUGACUUUUACAAAACGAAAGUUUGGUUUGAUGAAGAAAGCAUACGAGCUGAGCGUACUGUGUGACUGCGAAAUCGCUCUCAUAAUCUUCAACUCAACCAGCAAGCUUUUCCAAUAUGCAAGUACAGAUAUGGACAAGAUACUACUCAAGUACACCGAAUACAACGAGCCGCACGAAAGCAAGACCAACGAAGACAUCAUCGAGACGAUUAUGAAACGAGAACACAAAAGCUCAGGCUCGCCCGAUGAAGACCACAUGCCGGGUGAUUUCAUGUUGACUCCGACCACCGAAGAUAAGUUUAAUCGUAUUGAUGCUGAAUUUAGCGAGAUGCUCCAACGAAAUCAACAGCAACCAUCUCAGACACCUCACACCAUGCCCAUCACGAAUCCCGUUGCACAGUCAGAUCAGCGGCACCUCAUAAAGCCUCAGAUUACUGUCAGUACGACUGAUGAGGGCAAUGGUGGAUUUCACUCGAAAGAACUGAUGCCGCCGCCUUCUCAUCCACUUAGAAGUCCUCAUGCUAGUCCUCGACCACCCUCUCAUCCUCAACCAACGCCUAGUCCACAUCCUCACAGUCCCUACGUGCAACAGCCUCCUUCUCCGUUUCAGUCUGUCGUCAGUCCUCACCUGCAAUCAAGUGGCGGCGGGUCGUGCAUGCAAAGUCCAAGCGUGUCUACUGAUUACAGUCAAUCGCUGUCUGAUUCUUCCAUGAUGUCGGGAGGUAUAAGCUCUGGUGCUCCUACCGAAGGUGUAAACGCUGCGAGGCUGAUGGCGAGGUAUCCAAUGACGGGCCAUGGGAGCAUCAGCGGUGGCAUUGCUCGAAGGAUGUAUGGCAAUGGUGGAUCGCUCACCGCCGAUUUCACCGACAUGUUAACAACAGCAUAUCGAGGAGCAAGACAGAGCGGCGCAUCUCGACCGAUGCAGUCUCUAUCAGCACCACCAACAGAAAGUAGCAUGUUCUACCAAGAUUACGGUUUCAACCAGCACUUUUUGGAUCCUGCCAUGGCCAAUUAUUCGAUGAUGAAUAAGCCAAACCUAAAGGUUGUCAUUCCACAAAAUCGAGGCAACAUGGCACAAAUGCUUCAAGGUAUGAGCGGUUUCGACACUCCUGCACACUUGGAGGCUCUCGGCGCACUCAACACUCCUGUCAUGUCUCUUGCAACGCCAAACCUUCCUACGGGGCUACCGUUUCAAUCAGGUAUUCAAUCAGGACUUGGUUCUGGGGCAGAUUUUUCUCUCCCUGGUGGAGAUCUACCUACAGUGGGAACGAGUCAGUCGGGUUCGUAUGCACAGAGUGGAUGGAGAAGCCAUAAUGAACUAUCGGCUGCUUUACCGAUACAUGAGAAUGCGGUCCAGAUAUCUUCUACUUCGGGAAUGCCUGUCAAAAGUGAAGGAACGGUUGAUGAAAGUGUCUCUACAGACAAUAUGUACGGUUCUCAAACCCUUGCGGGUCUGGACAUCGGCCAGAUAGACAACCAGGCUGCCAAGCGUCCUAGACUGACUUGAUUGUUUCGAAAAUUUGGUGAGAAGUUGAGAGUUUGUGGACUUUAGUGUAUCUAGUUCUUUCUUAACAUGGGAUGAUGUAUGUCCAUCAUAAAUAGAUUGAGUGUCCCCUACCACCAAUUUUACAUAUGAAACAUAAGCAGGUGGUGGUUAUAGAUGAGAUAGAGGUGGACAGGUUAGAUCGAAAUGACUACUAUGUAAACAACUGCUGUGACUUUGGAGUCUUCACAGAACAGAGAAGUAUACAAUAAUUUUACAUAA